Messenger RNA from Cajanus cajan (pigeon pea), 1428 nucleotides. RefSeq names its product mitotic phosphoprotein N' end (MPPN) family protein. Gene Ontology annotation, molecular function: structural constituent of nuclear pore; nucleic acid binding; phospholipid binding. Gene Ontology annotation, biological process: nuclear pore organization; NLS-bearing protein import into nucleus. The record is from RefSeq and is a predicted model, not a curated record. Gene Ontology annotation, cellular component: nuclear pore central transport channel; nuclear membrane; nuclear pore nuclear basket. Lineage: Eukaryota; Viridiplantae; Streptophyta; Magnoliopsida; Fabales; Fabaceae.
UUGAAAUGUAAAAUUUAAAUAGAAGCAAAAGUGUUUCGUAUUACAAAUACAAUUCACAUUUUCCCCUUCGGCGCGGUGGUCUAUUUUCUCAGCGUUCUGGUUUGGGAGGGAAAAUUGUAAAAGCCCAAAAAUUGAGUCUGAAUCGAUCACAUUCACAACUCAACCUUCAAUUCCACCCACCAGGAUCAGAUAUUAGUUCCAGUCCCUUAAAUAGAGAAUAUAAUAUGAGUACUACAGUGCAAAGAACUCCAAGAUCCGGUAGGCAGUCUUUAUUUUUCCAGGAUUUAGCUUCACCUGUUUCUGCCUGUAGAGGAAAGUUUUCAAGUCCUGGUCAGGCAGCAGCAGUAUCUGCACUAUGGCGUGAGAACACUUCCGACCUUCCUCCACCUCCUGUUUUCACCCUGGAGGACAGAUCAGACUUUUCUCCUGAAUCAGGCAUACUAGAUUACCAAAUGUCCCCCGAGCCUAAGUCAGACAAUAAAACUCCCAUUCAAACAUCAAAUAGGGAAUUCUCAACUCCAGUGAAAAGCAAAUCUGAGGCCAGCACAUCUUAUGCUUUGAGAGGGUUACAACAAAACCAACAGGGCUCGCCAGGUUUGAGUUGGUGGUCACCUACAACUGCAAAGAGUGGUGGGGACAGAGAUGAGAAGGGAAGAAGUUCGCCAGUUGAGGGUGUGGUUCAGCCUGGUGCUUUGAUAACUCUUCCUCCACCACUGGAAGUGGCAAGGCCAGAGGUUCAGAGAAAUUCUCUGCCAGCAGGGAAUCUCAACGAGGAAGAAUGGGUAACUGUAUACGGAUUUUCUCCAGGAGAUACUAACAUGGUUUUAAGGGAGUUUGAAAAAUGUGGUGAAAUUUUAAAACAUGUUCCUGGUCCUAGAGAUGCUAACUGGAUGCACAUUUUAUACCAGAAUCGUUCUGAUGCACAAAAAGCUCUAAACAAGAAUGGAAUUCAAAUUAAUGGAGUACUAAUUGUUGGUGUGAAACUGUUGGAUCCCAUGCAACGUCAAGCUUUAAAUGAAAGGCUUAACAAUCAAGGAUUCAUGCCCUUACCUCUACCCUCUACUAGAAACUCAGAAGUGAGCACACUGAAAGCUCCUUCUCGACCUUACUAUCUGCAGAAUGGAAACUCAACUGCACGGCAGACUGGAGGAGCCAUUGCUUCCCCAACAAAAUCAUUAGUGUCCAAGAUCAUGGACUUGAUGUUUGGAGUCUAAAUUAGAUGUUCUGCUGAAUCAAACUAAUAUUGUUCUGUUUGUUGUAAGCAAUGAGUUUACUCGGUUAUUCAUACACUAUGUAAGAAGUUCGGCAUGUCUUGUUCAUUGGGUUGAGUUGGAAUGUUUACUCUGGAUUUCAAUUGUCAGAAUUUAUGGCAUUUUAACAUUGCAAUCAUAUGGAUGACUAUACAAUAAAUCAGUACUUGUUAGCGUA